This is a messenger RNA of Drosophila bipectinata, 786 nucleotides long. Its product is annotated as isochorismatase domain-containing protein 1. Gene Ontology annotation, cellular component: cytoplasm. The record is from RefSeq and is a predicted model, not a curated record. Lineage: Eukaryota; Metazoa; Arthropoda; Insecta; Diptera; Drosophilidae.
GGCAACCAGCUGUUGCUAUCAGUCGUUCUGAUUGGCAGGUGCAAAUUGCUUGUUAUUAGCUUAAUUCUACAGUUUAUUAUUAUUCAACAACAUGGCUCUGAGACGUUGUCACUUAAAUCCGAAGAAGACCCUCUUCCUGCUGUGCGACAUUCAGGAAAAGUUUCGUCCUGCCAUGCCGCUGUUCGACAAUAUGGUCAAGAACGCUGAUAAAUUGACCAAGGCGGGCAAGGCGCUGGAUGUCCCACUGAUUGUGACCGAACACUAUCCAGAAAAACUGGGAAAAACCGUGGAGCAGUUGGACAUUAGCCAUGCGAAACUGGUGUCCGGAAAAACUUAUUUCAGCAUGUUUACUCCAGAAGUGAAGGCUGCAAUCAAGGAAUUGUUUAACGACAAGCCGGAAGAUGUGGUUUUGUACGGCCUUGAGUCCCACAUUUGCGUGGAGCAAACUGCCAUCGAUUUUCUGCAACAGAACAUCAACGUCUACAUCGUGGCAGACUGUUGCUCCUCUCGCCUGAACCAGGACCGAGACUUGGCCUUGGAUCGGCUGCGCCAGGCUGGAUGCGUGAUCACCACCAGUGAGAGUGUUAUCUUUGACUUGGUUCGCGACAAAAACAAUCCCAAGUUCGAUGCUAUUCGGAAACUGGUCAGCCCGCCCUCGGUGGACAUGAAGCUCACCCGCCAGCCCUCCGAUUCGGAUGUGGGCAGCUCCAAGCUGUGAGGCAAUCUGUUUGCUUGUGUGUGUGUAUGACUUUGUGAUGAUGCCAAUUGCAUUUAUAUAACCAUCAA